AUGACCAAGAUCAGGAAAGAGACCACCAACCAACCUCCAAACCACGAAAACGGCCAAGACGCACAAGUGAUGGUGUUCACUCUGCUCACGACGACGUAG
Molecule: messenger RNA, 99 nt
Organism: Phytophthora nicotianae INRA-310
Lineage: Eukaryota; Oomycota; Peronosporomycetes; Peronosporales; Peronosporaceae
Exons: 1
Coding region: 1-99 (32 amino acids)
Source: RefSeq, a predicted model, not a curated record